Messenger RNA from Candoia aspera, 8189 nucleotides. RefSeq names its product myosin light chain kinase (gene MYLK). Lineage: Eukaryota; Metazoa; Chordata; Lepidosauria; Squamata; Candoiidae. Bases 191 to 6031 code for a protein of 1946 amino acids. The transcript has 32 exons. Gene Ontology annotation, molecular function: protein kinase activity; protein binding; ATP binding. The record is from RefSeq and is a predicted model, not a curated record. Gene Ontology annotation, biological process: protein phosphorylation.
CCGACAAACAUUUCCUAAUAAGGCUUCCUAGGUAUUAAAACAGCCCACGUUUUCUAAAGGGCAGCCGGGGGAAUUAAAGGGGACCGGUGUUUUUGGCUGGUGCCGCUGAGAAUCUUCGCGAGCAAAGAGCUUGAAAUCCGGCGGGAGUUUCUAACUUGCUUAGCAGCGCAAGAGAGAUCGCGCUCGUAACAUGGGGGAUGUAAAACUGGUAUCUACUCAGAUCUCCAAAGCCACCUUGACUUUGAACCAUUCUUCUCUAAGACCUCCAGCUUCAACAGAAGCACCAGCAUUUAUUCUACCUCCACGGAAUAUUCAGGUGCCAAUUGGAGGCACAGCAAAGUUUGAAGGACAGGUGAGAGGCAACCCAGAACCUCAGAUCACAUGGUACAGAAAUGAGCACCUUGUCACAGGAGAGCGCUAUGUAGCAGAUUGCAGCAUCCGAGGAAUUUUUAGCUUGAUGAUUAAAGAGGUGCGGGAGGAAGAUGGUGGUCUGUAUAUGUGCCAGGCCAGAAAUGCUGGUGGGAUUCGCCAGGUAACUGUGGAAUUGACAGUGGAAGGAAAAGUUUUGAAGAAAUACAACUUGUCCUCCAGUGCCAAAAGUUCUGGGGGUCGACCUUCUGUUCUACCGGUAGAACAACGGCCAAGCAUCUGGGGAGAAUGUCCACCCAAGUUUGCUACAAAACCCAACAGGGUCAUUGUACGAGAAGGACAGACUGGUAAAUUUUCCUGUAAGAUAACAGGGCGACCUCAUCCUCAGGUCACCUGGUUCAAGGAUGAAAUUCAGGUGCAGAAAAAUGAUCGUUUUAACAUGUUUGAGAAAGCAGGCAUCCAGUUUUUGGAAAUCCAAAAUGCUCAGUUGGCUGAUGCUGGAAUUUACGCUUGCACUGUGAUGAAUAACGCUGGGAAGGCUUCUGUGACUGCAGAACUCAUGGUUCAAGGUUCUGUGAAAAGGGAUGUAUAUUCUCAACCGCUUUGCACAUCAGCAAAACCCAUUGCCGCUACAAAAUCCACCAUUAUUACCAAAGCUGUUGAAACCUCAGAGUUCAAAAAGCCCACUAGCAAUGGGAUAGCUAAAGAACUCAAAUCAACUACCACAGAGCUUUUGCUUGAACCCAAAGAAAGGCCAUCUGUGAAGAGGGAGAUUCACCUUGCUUCACCCAAAGAAGCCAGAGAGAAUAAAUUGCAAGAAGUGAAGGAACCCAGCAGAGAGCUACCUAAAGAGGACAGAAAAGGCCAUCAGGUUCUGCAAAAAACAUCAAGCACUAUAACUCUUCGAUCUGUGAAAAUACAGCCUAGACCAAAGGCAGAACUGAAGGCAGUUUCCUCUGAUCAGGAAGUUAAUGGGGAAAAAACAAAGCAAUUACUGGCAGCAGGUUCUUCUACCAAGCCAGAUAAUCUGACCACUGAAGAACUGGAAGAUUGUGUUCAGUUAAAGAAGAGCAUAGCAGAUAGAAAGAUCCAGGGGAUCCCUCCUCAAUUUGAGUGUCGGCCUCAAAGCCAGGAAGCACUAGAAGGAGAAGAGGUUACAUUUAGAUGCAGAGUUUCAGGGAAGCCCAAGGCAAAUGUUGAAUGGUUCAAGGGAGGAGCCCCUCUGGAAACAGGAGACAGCAUCCUGAUAUAUGAAGAAGAUGGGGUCCAUUUUUUAUGCCUGAAAAACAUCCAGCUGGAAGACAGUGGAUUUUACUCUUGCAAAGCUUUCAACCCUGGAGGCCAGGCUUCAACCAGGUGGCUAUUGACUGUAAAAAGACCUAAAGUGAAGGAGGUAGCUCCCCAUUUUCCCCGGGUCUUGAAAUCCUGCCAUGUGAGUGAAGGGCAAGAUUUCACCCUUCGGUGCUCUGUUGAGGGUACACCUGUGCCUCAGAUCACCUGGCUCCUUAACGAUCAACCAAUUCAGUAUGCAUGUUCUGACUUUGAAGAUGGAAUUGCAAAGUUGACUGUUCAAGAUGCUCUACCAGAAGAUGAAGGAGUAUAUACUUGUCUGGCAGAAAAUACUGCAGGAAGAGCCUCCUGCAGUGCUCAGGUUACUGUUAAAGCAGAAAAGAGGAGCAGGAUUAAAUUGGAAAGUGCACAUCCAGUUCCAGCAAACAAAACCUUUCCUCCAGUCCUCCUGAAAGGCCUAAGUGAUCUCAAGGUAAUGGAUGGAAGCCAAGUGAUUAUGACAGUAGAAGUUUCUGCUAAUCCACCUCCUGAAAUAAUUUGGCUUCACAAUGGUAAAGAAAUCCAGGAAACAGAGGAUUUUCACUUUGAGAAGAAGGGCAGUGUCUAUCGCCUGUAUAUCCAGGAGGUAUUUCCUGAGGAUACAGGAGAAUACACCUGUGAGGCCUGGAAUGACUUAGGAGGGAUUCACACUCAAGCAACCCUGACUGUACAAGAACCUCAGGAUGGCGUUCAGCCAUGGUUCAUUAGCAAACCGCAAUCAGUGAGAGCCCAAGUGGGACAGAACGUCAUUGUUUCUUGUGCCAUUGCUGGAGAUCCAUUCCCCACAGUUCACUGGUUCAAAGAUGGACGGGAACUAACAGCAGAAGCAGGCUGUGAAUUCCUACAAAAUGAAGACAUCUUUACAUUGAUUAUAAGGAAUAUUGAGCCCUGUCACACUGGCCAAUAUGAAAUACAACUCAGAAACCCAGUUGGAGAAUGCAGCUGUCAGGUAUCUUUGACGCUGAGAGAAAGUUUAUUUUCCAAAGAAGAAAUACAGAAAGAUGGGAGGCAGAAAGAACGACAAGAGGCUGAUUGUGGGGAUGAUGCACUGAUAGUCAGAAGCAUCAGUGGCUCCUUCAGGCGGAAUACUGGGGAAGCCCAGCAAGUUGAGGAAGAGCAGGAGAGUGUCCGUGGAGUGCUCAAAAGACGAGUAGAAACACGAGAGAGCACAGAGGAGAAGCUUAGGCAACAGGAGGCUGAGCAGAUUGACUUCCGGGACAUUCUGGCAAAGAAAGUUAACACCAAAAGUUUUUCUGAGGAGGAGUUGAAGGAAAUCCCAGCCAAACAAAUGGACUUCCGUGGUACCCUGCAACGGCAGGUCAAGCCGAAAACCUUGUCAGAAGAGGAAAGGAAGGUCCAUGCUCCACAACAGGUAGACUUCCGUGGAGUAUUGGCAAAAAAGGGCACUCCCAAACCUUCCUUACUAGACAAGGAAAAAGCCGUUCCAAAGCCAAGCACCCCAGAUUUUAGAUCUGUGCUUGCUGCAAAGAAAAAAACACCAACUGAGAAUGGUGGCCCUGGGACUCAAGUCCAGAAUGUGAAUGCCAAUGCUGAAGUGCAGAAAUUGAGCACCAGCUCUAAAGUGCCAGACCUCAGCAUCACCUCUAAGAAUCCUGCAAUACCCAAGGAGUUGGACGCUAUCAAUGCCACUUCUAAACUACCAAAGACCAGCACCGUUGCAGAAUCCCAGGAUACCAGUUCUAGAUAUAAAACACAGAAUGCUAGCACCAAGAAUGAAGACCAGGUUACUAACUCCAGCUCUGAAAUGUCACAUGUUAAAUCAGGGGGGAAAGAGGAUGAGAAUGACGGUAAUUGCAAGGGUGGUUGCCUGCCAGCAGUAGAUGGACAGAUAACUGAAAAAAAAGGGGAAGAUAACAAAACAGAGCCUAAAGGAACAGCACCAUCCUUUACAGAAAAGCUACAGGAUACCAAAGUAGUAGAAGGUGAAAAAUUAGUCUUGCAAUGUCAGGUUUCCUCAGAUCCACCUGCUGCGGUCAUCUGGACUCUGGAUGGGAAAGUCAUCAAAUCAUCAAAGUUUAUUGUUCUCUCCCAAGAAGGCUCACGGUGCUCCCUGACCAUUGACAAGGCCUUUCCUGAGGAUGAGGGCCAGUACAAAUGCAUAGCUGAGAAUACUGUAGGAAAGUCAGAAUGCACUUGCAGUGUUUUGGUGGAAGAGUCUGUAAAGUCAACGGGAAGGAAGAGCAAAAAGCCAAAGAGUUCACUGGGUUCUGUGCAUGGAACAGAGAGUGAGGCAACUGUAAAGAAGAAACCAGCUCCAAAGACUCCUCCCAAAGCAGCUCUUCCCCCUCAGAUUGUUCAGUUCCCAGAAGACCAGAAAGUACGGUCUGGUGAAUCAGUAGAACUGUUGUGCAAAGUUUCAGGAACCCUGCCUUUAACAUGUACUUGGAUGAAAUUUCGGAAGCAGCUCCAGGAAAAUGAACACAUCAAAACUGAGAAUGCUGAGAACAGCAGUAAGCUAACCAUCUCCUCCGCAAAGCAGGAACAUUGUGGAUGUUAUACUUUAGUAGUAGAAAACAAGCUGGGUAGUAAGCAAGCCCAAGUUAACCUUACAGUUGUAGAUAAACCUGAUCCUCCAGCAGGAACACCCUGUGCAUCAGACAUCCGGAGUUCUUCCCUCAUCCUUUCAUGGUAUGGCUCCUCGUAUGAUGGUGGGAGUGCAGUGCAGUCCUACAGUGUGGAAGUAUGGGACUCAGUGGACAAGAAAUGGACAGAUCUUACUACUUGCCGCAGCACUUCAUACAAUGUCCAAGAUCUUCUAGCUGACCGGGAGUACAAAUUCAGGGUGCGAGCUGCUAAUGUGUAUGGAAUCAGUGAGCCAAGUCAGGAAUCUGAGCUAGUAAAAGUAGGAGAGAAACAAGAAGGUCCUAAAGAAGAAGAAGCUGAAGGGUCUGAUGAUGAAGAGAAAGAAACAGAAAUUGACUAUCAGGCAGUGACUAUCAAUACAGAACAAAAAGUUUCGGAAUUCUACCAUGUUGAAGAAAGAUUGGGAUCAGGGAAAUUUGGACAAGUCUUCCGGCUUGUUGAGAAAAAAACUGGAAAAGUUUGGGCAGGAAAAUUUUUUAAAGCAUAUUCAGCUAAGGAUAAGGAAAACAUAAGGCAAGAGAUCAGCAUAAUGAACUGUCUACACCAUCCAAAACUUGUCCAAUUGGUAGAUGCUUUUGAAGAGAAAGCUAACAUUGUCAUGGUAUUGGAACUUGUUUCUGGAGGAGAACUCUUCGAAAGAAUCAUUGAUGAGGAUUUUGAACUGACAGAGAGGGAAUGCAUUAAAUACAUGAAACAGAUCUCAGAAGGAGUACAAUUCAUUCAUAAGCAAGGCAUUGUUCAUUUGGACUUAAAACCUGAAAAUAUUAUGUGUGUCAACAAAACUGGUACAAGAAUCAAGCUGAUUGAUUUUGGACUUGCACGAAGAUUAGAAAAUGCAGGUUCUCUGAAGGUCCUCUUUGGAACACCAGAAUUUGUGGCUCCAGAAGUUAUAAAUUAUGAGCCUAUUGGGUAUGCUACUGACAUGUGGAGCAUAGGAGUCAUCUGCUACAUCUUGGUCAGUGGACUUUCCCCUUUCAUGGGUGAUAAUGACAAUGAAACCUUAGCCAAUGUUACCUCAGCCACCUGGGAUUUUGAUGACGAAGGUUUUGAUGAGAUAUCAGAUGACGCUAAAGACUUCAUAAACAACCUUCUAAAGAAAGAUAUGAAGGACCGCUUGGAUUGUACUCAGUGCUUACAGCAUCCAUGGCUGCAAAAAGACACCAAGCACAUGGAAGCCAAAAAACUCUCCAAAGAUAGGAUGAAAAAAUACAUGGCUAGAAGAAAAUGGCAGAAAACAGGGAAUGCUGUUCGUGCCAUAGGGAGGCUGUCUUCUAUGGCAAUGAUUUCUGGCCUAAGUGGACGGAAGUCCUCUUCAAGUUCACCAACCAGCCCUGUUAAUGCAGAGAAGAUUGAAGUUGAAGAUGAAAUGGCCAGCUCUCUUUUAGAAGCAGUUGAUGAAGAAAGGUCUCAUGUGAAGCCCUAUUUCUCUAAAACAAUGCAAGAUAUAGAAGUUGUGGAAGGCAGUGCUGCUAGAUUUGACUGUAAAAUUGAAGGUUACCCUGACCCAGAAGUGAUUUGGUAUAAAGAUGACCAAUCUAUCAAGGAAUCCCGGCACUUCCAGAUAGACUAUGAUGAAGACGGCAACUGCUCUUUGACUAUUUCUGAAGUUUGUGGGGAUGACGAUGCCAAAUACACCUGCAAGGCAAUUAACUCUUUGGGAGAAUCAACUUGUACGGCAGAACUUAUUGUGGAAACAAUGGGGGAAGAGGAAGAGGAGGAAGAAGAAUGAAUCAACUGAAGAGGAGAAAAAUCACUCAGUUGAAGACUCUCUAAUGCUCAUGUAGUGUGACAUUAGGUCAUAGUUUGUUCUUGGUUUGUUUCAUCAGCACCAUGGGCUGACACCUGUUUGUUUUAUUUAUGGGCAUUAACUUGAAUUAGCAAGCACUUUAGGUGGCUGUUGUGCUUGGAUUUAGUUUAAGUUAAAGCAUCAGUUGCAUAGCCCAGAUAACGAAUGUGAACACACCAUAUGAAGCUAAUCUACCAGAAUCAACAAUUUCUUUCUUAAACUUAGGAUCAGGAGAGGGGAACUGGAUAAUUAUACUAAUUGUUUCAUCAAACAGCAUAGCUAGUAAAGAAUGUUUCCUUGGUGUUCUGUGACACCACUGAAGCUUGUAUGAAUCAAGUACGUUUGGAGAACAUGGGGCACUAUCCAGCAGUAACAUUUUACCUGGGAGGGGCCCACUGGAAAUACAAGAGUAACACAGAAAGUUUCCUGAUGGGAUGCACCCUUUUAUGCUAUUAUCCCAACAGCAUUUUUGCAAGUAUUACAAUGUUUACUUUUUGUUUUUUUCCACCAGUUGCCUCUCAGAUAUCCCAUUAAAAGCAUUUUGUGUCUUUAUUAACUUUCCCCUUGAAUGUUAUUUGUGAAUUCAGAUCAGAAAACCUCAAUUUCAGAGUAAGCCAUUACAGUCUUCCCUGAAAUAAAGAAAACUACAAUUUUACAAUUUAAAUCCAGGCAAAAUAGCUUGACAGUUCUGUAGAUUGGAACCUAAAAUGUAAUUACCCUGUUUAGAAACUUAAAGACCUUUUCCCUAUUUUUCUUUGCAGCAGUUGAGCUGAGCGGUGGAUUUUCUUAGUGAGUUGUAUGCUAUUGUGAUCAUCACAGUAACAGGUAAAACAAACAAACAAAAAACACUGCAGGCACAAUUUGCAACCAAGUCAGCUAGCACACUCAGUACUUGGUUUGUUGGCUGAAAUCCUACAUUAACCCUGCUGCGAUGAAAGAUGAAUCCCCUGGCAUUCCUGGCUGCCUCACCAAAAGCUCAUGUGAUACUGAAUGGCUUUUUCCCACAGACAGAAAGAAAUCACAAUUAACGCUGUUUAUCCUGGUGGCAGAUUUCUGCCUGCACCACUACUCUGAAUGCCAAAGGGAAAACGUGUCAACUAUAUUUAUCAGAACAACAUAAAAGGUUGUGGUUUUGAAAUGUAAGCUUGUUGAAAACAAGCAGUAUAUUGUGAAAAGUCAGUGCCUGUGUGAUGCAACUCAGGUUUAUUUGCAUCAUUAUUUUGCUCUUAUUAAAAAAAAAAUAGGUAGAAACUGGACAGAUUACAAGGUUCUCUACAAGUUCCAACAAACCACGAACUGAGUAUUUAUGAGGUAGAUGCCUUACUGGUAAACAUACACAAACACAUAGAGAGAGACACUUAAUGGUGAAAAAACUAUGUAUCUUCCUCCAAAUUGAUUAGCACAUUCAGAUUUUUCCGUGUUGCUUUCCUUUCACAGUUAGCUGCCAUUUAGAGGCCAUGAAACUUUGCACAUGAACACCUAACAGUACCUGUCUACACUUAGUGCAUCGGUCCAACUGUGGGGCUUUUCUCCACUUCCUGUGCAAGAUGCAAACGUUUUGUGUAACUGUUGGCUUCAUUAAAGAACACAGACAACGAAUCUUACAUUGGCUUCUCAAGGCAGAAGAGGAAAAUUAAGUAUGUUUCAAUACAGAUACAUACAGGAUCCUUAGACUGUUUGAUCCCACGAGCCUUACAUGUUCUGUAUUUGCUUGUCUGCCUGUUUGAAUGCAGAUAUUCAAAAUUCCAUUUAUGACAUUUACUCACAAUUGCUGUGGGUUUUUUUAUUACUGCUUUUGCUGUUUCUUAGUUGAGGUUACCAGCAUGUCUUCUUUUUAAGUGGAUGAGGAACCUUUGUUAUAAUAAAACACAGUAAUUGCCAGUUUUCCACACAUUGUUAUAAGGCAAGAGUUUUAAUAUUAUUUAGUGCAUACAAAGCAUUUUCUCACAUGUUUUCAAUGUGUUAAGAAAACAAUGGGGUGUAUUUUUGUAUAUCUUAAUUAAAAAAAUAUGCUAAUGUUUUCUAGUGUCUUAAAAAGGGAAUAUUCGAGAACACUACAGCUGUAGUUACUCACAAUUUCUCAAUAAAUACAUAUCACAAA